Messenger RNA from Pogoniulus pusillus (Red-fronted tinkerbird), 2104 nucleotides. It is a transcript of the gene PECR, whose product is annotated as peroxisomal trans-2-enoyl-CoA reductase. The record is from RefSeq and is a predicted model, not a curated record. Gene Ontology annotation, biological process: phytol metabolic process. Bases 7 to 912 code for a protein of 301 amino acids. Gene Ontology annotation, molecular function: trans-2-enoyl-CoA reductase (NADPH) activity. Lineage: Eukaryota; Metazoa; Chordata; Aves; Piciformes; Lybiidae. The transcript is spliced from 8 exons. Gene Ontology annotation, cellular component: peroxisome.
GGGAAGAUGGCGGCGACGCGUGGGCUGUUGGUGGCGGGGCUGUUCCGCGGGCGGGUGGCCAUCGUCACCGGCGGCGGCACCGGCAUCGGCAGGGCCAUCACCGCCGACCUGCUGGCCCUAGGUUGCAAUGUUGUUAUUGCCUCUCGUAAGUUUGACCGAUUAAAAGCUGCUGCAGAAGAACUGAACAAAGCAUUUUCUUCUGUGAGCCCUGCCAGAGUGACUCCCAUACAGUGCAAUAUCCGCAGAGAAGAUGAGGUAGAAGCUUUGGUGAAGUCUACACUGAGUCUUCAUGGGAAGAUUGACUUCCUGGUGAAUAAUGGAGGGGGACAGUUUGCAAGUCCUUCUGAAGCCAUCCGUGCAAAAGGAUGGCAUGCUGUGAUAGACACGAAUCUGACAGGGACCUUCUACUGCUGCAAAGCAGUGUACAAUGCCUGGAUGCAGGAACAUGGAGGAGUCAUUGUCAACAUUACUGCUGCUGUGAGAAAUGGGUUUCCUGGAAUGUCGCACACGGGAGCUGCAAGAGCUGCAGUGGAUAACCUAACCAAGACUUUGGCUUUAGAAUGGGCCCACAGUGGAGUGAGAAUCAACAGUGUUGCUCCUGGAAUAGUAUUUUCAGAAACUGCUGUUGCAAACUAUGGAGAACAAGGAACAAUGAUGUGGUUAAAGAGCAUACCGAAGAUUCCUGCCAAGAGGGCAGCAGUUCCUGAGGAGAUCUCUCCUGCAGUAUGUUUCCUGCUGUCUCCAGCUGCCUCCUUCAUCACUGGGAUAACCAUGAUUGUGGAUGGAGGCCAAAGUUUAUAUAGCCAUACCCUAGAAAUACCUGAUCAUGACCGAUGGCCCUCUCCACCAGAAGGGAGAAACACUGAACUGCUUAAAGAGCUUGUUUCAGGCAAGUUCAAGCCAAAACUCUAGAAGAAUGGGAUCUCGCCUUAUUCCAAAUGGCAGACUUGCUGAUAAUCUCACUUUGUGAUUUGGGAUUAUUAUUCUCAGUUGUAUUUUUUUUUUGUUCAUGCAUAACUACAGAGUGCCUUGAUUUUCACUGGUUUAUGUUUAAAACUUGAGAGACUGUAUGUAGUACAUUUAUUCUCUGAAAACAUUCAUUCUCCUGGGAGGGUGUAAAGGACACAUUUGCCAUUUGCACAGGCAUUAAAUAAUGAAGAAUCUCAGUCAGAAGUGAAUAGAAGGUACUUAUUUUGAGGUAAAGAGGGCAGAGAGGGAAGACUUCAGAAUCCUGUUCUGGAUUAAUCAGGGGGAAAGUUAAUUUAAAUCUUUGUUACUAUUAGUUAAAUCAGUAACCCUUGAGGUGGCUGUUAGCUCUACACAGUUUCUGUUCACCUGCACAGUGAAUGUUAAAAAUUAUUUUAAAGACUGAGUAGGUAUCUCUCUGCAAAGAGUUAACUGUAUUCUGCCUUAGCUUUACUAAUGUUUCAAAGUAAUAUGGUGUAUCAUACUGGGAAUAUUUUGAGUUAUUUGCAGGUAUAAUGACAUAAUUGAGUUAAACUGGCUGCAAUUUAAAUUUGAUAGUAGAAUAAUUAGAUAAUAAGCUUUAGCAUACAGUGAUGUGAAACAGUAUAGCUUCAACCAUUGAACUUGCAAAAGCUGUGCUGUACAUUGCAGUGCUUUCUGCUGUAUGCUAUACUGGUAGAAGAGAAACUUGGGAUCCUUCAUUUACUGAAUACAACACUUUCUAUCCAUGCUGUGUCAGGUUACACUAUUAACAGGAUUUUUUCAUCGGUGUCUCUAACAUAGGUGUGUUUUGUGAUCAAUGCAGAUACCCAUUUAAAAAUCAGAAAUCUUGCAGUAUAUAUCCCUGCCUGAAUGUGUUCCUAGGCAACCUGCUCUAGAUGAGCCUGCUUCAGCAGGGGGAUUGGACUGGGUGAUCCCUGGAGGUCUCUUCCAACCACGACCAUUCUGCGAGUCUGUAAUUUCUCUUGAAGAGGCUGCAUUUGGUGCUAGUCAGUUUUUAAUUCACUUCACUUUGUGAAAUUGGGUUGCUGCUGUAGAAGUAACGACUUUAAUAAUUCAUUUUGGGUUGAAUAUAAGUGGUGAUGUUCUCUGCAAAGAUGUUUGUAUUUUGUAUCUUUCAUUAAAAUGCAGGAGCUUA